Chara braunii is the source of this 2636-nucleotide messenger RNA. NCBI's taxonomy places the organism in Eukaryota, Viridiplantae, Streptophyta, Charophyceae, Charales, Characeae. The record is from the annotation of a GenBank genome assembly.
UGUCAGACUCAGUGCCAUGUCAGCAGUGACGUCAGACACAGUGCCACGUCAGCAGUGCCACAGCAGCAGUGCCACGUCAGCAACAUGACGGGCCUGCCAGGGCAACUGCCCAACGAGUCCCUUGCCGCCUACAAGCAGCGGUUCCACACUCAGAUUGAGGCUGAGGAACAACGCCAGCUGGCAGCCGAGGUUGCCCGCGUACAGGCUGAAGAGGCAGCAGCAGCAGAGCAGCUGCGACUACAGGCUGACGCAGAUGCAGAUGCCCAGGCUCGCCGCAAGGAAGCCCAGGAUCUGCUGCAGCGGCAUGAAGCCAACAGCAUCGACAGACUCAAGUUCUGGCACUUUGAACCGAACGGCGACGAGGCAACACCGGAAGAGAAGCACAAGGAGUUUCUCUCCAAACUCGUGACGCAGUUGUUGUAUGCUUGCAACUACCAACGGUCAGAAUUGGAGAGACAGUACCAGGACCUGACGCAACAGCAUCAGGAGUUGGCAAAGCUCCGCCGCAUAGUGCAGAGCCACGAGGAUGCAACUCGGGCACUCAAUGCCCGAUUGCUGGACCUGGAACAGGCUCCGCCACUGGAGGACCGCGUUGACCACGUAGUGGCAAUGCUCGGGGACAUCAGCACUUUCGCUGCGCCGACCAGCACCAUCAGCAGUCAGCUGCAUAUAUUGGAGACCGAGGUCCAGCAACUGCAGUCGACGAACGCGGACGAGAAUCCGAAGAUGUACAAGAUGCCAACUUUCAACCUGGAGAGGUUUGACGACUACACGCAGCAGGAUCCGGUCCUCUGGUGGGAAGCAUUCACAACGCAACUCAGGAUUCUGCCCGUAGCCAAGCAUGCGUGCAUCGACGCCCUGUUCCUGAACUCAAAGGGCGGAUGCCAGACCUGGUUGAGCCACCUGGCAACCUCCCACGGCGUCGACAUACCAAACUUGAAGGACAAAAUCACAUGGGAGGAACUGACACGGCUGUGGAAGAAGCGGUUCAUCGUCGACAACGUGCCGGCACUCGCCAUCAACCGUUUGUUCACCAUGUCACAGGGUAACACUGCAACACGGGAUUGGCUCACAGAGUGGCAGAAGAUUGCGGCAGUGCCCAAUCUGGAUCUGCCUUUCACUCAUCUCAGACGUGAGUUCUACAACAGGUCCUGUGAUGCAUUGAGCCAGGCCCUUGGUGAUCGCGAGCAGUACUCCACUUUCGCCGAGAUUAUCGACAAGGCGAGAGAGAUCAUCAAGACCAACAGCAUCAAGGGACGGAGAUUAGGUGGUUGCUGUCCAGCCGCGAAGCAACAACAAGUCCCGCAACAAUGGGAAGGCGAAAUCCGCAUCGCAGGUCGGAAAUGGACAGCCAGUACAAGUUUCAUGGGUCAAGUUUGGCUUGACCGAGGCGGAGUACAAGGUCCGCGGCCGCUAUGGCAGCUGCUAUUGGUGCAACAACACCAAGCACAAGACCUCCUUGUGCCAAGAUCAGGGCAAGGAGGAUGUGCGACCCCGCCCCAGCUCGGGAAACUGAGCUCCGCGGAAGGUGAGGCGACUCCACCUUCUACUCCGCCAGAUUCGGCCGCCUUGCUAGCGGCCUCCUGCACAUCUGGGGAGAACGCGAAUGUCGCAAGUUCUCRUUACACUUACGAGGACUAUGCUGUCCACUUGGUUCCACCGCUGGACCAACCGCUCCACGUGCAACAAUCCAUCGCAUGCACGGUUUCAUCACCAUCGACAACCAAUUCGGCAGCUUCGCCGCAAUCUAUCGCCAGGGAUUCGACGUCAUGGUCAAGACUUGAAGAGCUCGACCCAUUGAUGUUCACGGACUUCCAGUGGAUGCCCGUUCCCUCGACCGGACGAUUGUCGAAACUGCAUUGCAACGUGCUCUUGGCACAAUUGCGGGAUUACUUGCACACUGCAGUACCAGCUCCAUUGAUGGACGCCGGAGCAGAGGUUGUCGGCCUUCACGCUUACAUCGCGAAGAUCGACCGCGAGUUCAAGACGCAACGGUACGACGACAUCGACGCACCAUUGCUAUACGUACGCAUUCAGAUCGGAGAGGCGACCUGCAGUGCCUUGAUCGAUUGCGGAGCAUCUCGCAACUACAUCAGCCAGGACUUUAUGGUACGCGCCGGCCUUGGCCCACGUGUCCGGAGGAAGUCCCAACCUACGCAAGUCACGUUGGCAGACGGUCAUACGCACAAGUCAAUCGACCGGUGCAUUGACGCCGUCCCCGUGUACUUUGCCCCUCACGCAAGUGAGGCGGUGUCCUUUGAUAUUCUGGACACCAAAUUUGACAUGAUCUUGGGCAUGUCAUGGCUGCGAAGCGAGGAUCACCCGGUGAACUUCUUCAAACGCACCGUUCACAUUCGUGAUCGGAACGAAGUAUUAGUUUCAUGCACGGUGCCCCUUCCUCAUCCUUCGAUCAUCAUCAGAGACGACAUCGAGGAGAUGGGGUUGUGUUUUCUCCACGACCUCCCGCCCCAUGACGCUUCAUCGACGAACUCACCUUCGGAUCCACGCAUCACCGAGCUUCUUGACGCCUACAGCGACGUGUUCGAAGGCCCGCACGAGUAAUACCGGAUCGACCCAUCCGCCACGAGAUCAUCCUCGAGGACGGGGUCGUACCUCCGCGCGGUUGCAUCUAUCGA